This is a messenger RNA of Racocetra persica, 331 nucleotides long. The record is from the annotation of a GenBank genome assembly. Lineage: Eukaryota; Fungi; Glomeromycota; Glomeromycetes; Diversisporales; Gigasporaceae.
UGGGUAGAAAACAAAAAGUCACGUACUGCAAUUUCCUGCUUGAGUUGUCAAAAAUCCAAGAAAAAAUGUGAAGGAGGAAAAGUGAAUAAAAUUCCAUGUACUGAAUGUGUGAGAAAGAAGAAAUGCUGUGAUAUUCCUGCCUGUACAGAAUGUUUCAAAAGAACAAAAAAUAAAAGCAAGAUUUGUGAUAAAUGUCUUGAAAAAAAGGAUAAAGUGAGCCAAGGCAGUGGCUUGUUAUACGGUCAAAUGAGAGAUACAGUAAUAGAAGGUCAACAAUAUUUAACUUACGAUGAAAAUAGUUUUCUUAUUGAAUUUUCAUAUUUAUUUGAAA